Molecule: messenger RNA, 3816 nt
Organism: Ochlerotatus camptorhynchus
Lineage: Eukaryota; Metazoa; Arthropoda; Insecta; Diptera; Culicidae
Exons: 7
Coding region: 569-3310 (913 amino acids)
Source: RefSeq, a predicted model, not a curated record
UUGUGUAAAUUGCUGAUUGUUAAACCAUGUGAGGUGAUUUACGUUAGUGGAAAAAAGGUUACCUUUCCGAGUGGUCUUUGAACCCACCAUAAAUCGACUGACUGCCGACUGAUUGUGACUGCAUAGUACCUUUCUACUACACCAAUGCCAAUGAUUCAUUUUCUGGAUGAGACAGGUGUGAUCAUGAUAACGAUGCUGGUGAUGGUGACGAUGAUGAUGUGAAAAAGGCGUACCAUGCAUCCGAUACCAGCCAAUUUUUUUCCGACUGUCUGACCUAAUCACUUGCAGCAUAAAAACAUAUUCACCACGUAUCAAUCCGUGAGCAGGUGGGCAAGUUGUUGAAGUGAUGCUUUCAACAUCGUUGAGCAAAGGAUAACUGUGGGCAAAACAGGAUUAUCGCACCUUUGCCAAUUCCAGCCAGCGGAGUUCCAUUCCUGUGCAGGCGAUAGUGCGCAGCUUAGUCAUAUAGCUAAAACGUAGCAAACGAGACGGCUUCUGGUAGUGUGCGAGAGUGUUUAUCCGUAGUGCGACGUCGGGGUAAGCGAGCGAAUGUAACAGCCUGGAAAUAAUGGAAAGCGAUGUGAUUUGUUUGGAUUCGGACGAGGAAGGCGAGCAUGAUCCUAAACCUCGCAAGCCAGGUGGAAUGAGUGCCAACGCCUGCGAUACCAUCGCCGAACAGCUCUUAAGGCCGCUUCAAGCGCUUUCGUUAAAGCUGUACUUUGGCCAGGAUGGUACUGGCGGAAACGGUACGUACCAGGUACCCGCCGACGAACAGCGGCGUCGCUUCACGGCUGUGGUCAAACGAGUUGCCGAACUGGUGCAGCGAUUCGGGCGACGUAAGUUUAGCAACAAUGCACAGGACGUCGCACAGCAACGGGAUGCUUGGAAGCAGGUACUGAAAUUUUUAUUCCUGCUCCGGGCGAUUGGACCGGAAUCGAUGACGAACGAUGACGGUGGCAGGAAUUCAACAACAACGAAGACGGCGGUGGCGGCUAGUGGAGGAUACCCUAGGGAGCUUCCGCCCGAGACCCGGAGAUAUCGGCUGACAGUGAUGGAUGUUCUGGUUGAUUACAUCCGCCACAAAUGCUCGGCCCUGGCCGGGGAGCGCAAUCCGGCGGUACUGCUGGCAGAGUGCAAUCAGAUCGUGAGCAGUUUGUACAUCAUUUUCGACGGUGACAGUGAGUUUGUCACGCUCACGCUGCUGAAGAUGGAUCUGCUGGCCGGCAGUGGGGCCGUAGCCCUGAUGUAUCCGGUAUUCGAGCAGAUCUUGGCCAACCAGGCGAGACGCUCGGUCGCACCGUUCGGCAUCAUGUACUACGUGCGGUUGUUGCUCUGCUACAAGAAAUGGAAGGCAAUGGUUCCGGCUCGCCGAGAUAAGGAUGCUAUCAAUGCACUGGCGCUCAAGAUACUGCCACCCCGAUGUCCACCGGCCGAGUCAAAGCAGGACCUACCGUUUGUGCAAAUGCUGCCCCGGUUGAGCGCCUCUGCCAAGGAGCAGGAAGAUGAAACCAGAUUCCUCCUAGCGAAGGAUUUGAUGGAAAUCGAGCAACUUUGUGCAAUUUAUUUCCGUGAAUAUGAAAAGCGAUUCUUCCAACGAAACGAACCGAAACUGUCACCCCUUGAAGUCAAAAGCAAUUUUAUCAACAUCGAUGCAUUGGCCGAGUUUAUUCAGCGAAAAUGUAAUUUGCUGCUGCGGGGUAUCCAUCGACGUCCCAACGAACCAGCGAAGCCCAACGCCGGACGCAGUGGCCAUCAACGACAACAGCUGCAGCAUGAAUCCAACGCCAUCAUCAGCAGUCUCCGAUUGAUAUUCCGCCGCGAUGAGGAAUUUAUAGCAUUGACCUUGCUCAGAGUGGAAACGUGCCCGGAGUGUCAAGCGAUCCUGGGACCGGUCUACGAACGAUUUUUGUCCGGUUCUCAACUGUCGCCGUCCUCCGUCUUCGGUACCAACAAUGUAGAAACUUACGGCCGGCUACUGUUGUGCUACGUCAAGUGGAAACGGCUGUACCGGAUUGAGGAUGCCAGUGGCCAGUGGGAGCGCAUCGAUACAAUUGCUCUCGCAACGCUUCCGUACGAUUUUCCGCGGGCCAUCAAGCGAAGGGAGCUGGCAAUCAAGGCACUCUUUCCUCGGGUCGCUACCGCCGUGGGACGCCGCAACGGAAAGUCGGCGAAAGUCAGCGUCACCGGGGCAUUACUGAACUCGAAGCACGUGUGGGAUAAUAUUCAGGAAAUGUGCUUGCAAUUCCUGGCCAUUUGCUGUGAUGGGCGAUCCAAUCGGGAGAAAGCACAGCCGAUCCACAUCGAAGACGCUGGCAAUGAUAAAGAUGAUGAAGUAGAAAUCGUCAAAUCCGAACCAAGCCCGGUAAUCGUUCUGGACAGUGACGAUGAAGAAGAACCGCAUCCAAUCAUCGAUUGCACUGAUACGGAAAUGAAAUGCUUAACUAUGCCAUCCAGUGAAAAUAACGGACCAACGCUAGACACAAUCACCAGAAGUUCGCACGAACCGGCCAAAAUUUGCAAUUCCGAUCAUUUACUAAUGGAAACAAUUUUCAAUACUCCUCCACCGACGCCGAAAGCAGAGGAAGACCAACAGCCACUGCCAUUGCCAACGUCAGCACUGCCAAGUGAAUCCGAUGUUUCUGCUGCAACAGCCAUAGUGCAGAGACGGAAAAGUAUGCUCCCAAAGGGCGUCACUUUGAAAAUAUCCAAGAACGUAAGACUUCGCAGUAAUCGCGAGAAGCGACAGUUUAUGUCAGCCUUCCGAAAGUUGAACUCCGAUGAGUGUUUCCAUAUCAAUUUACGAACCAGUGAGACGGACUAUUGUCUGCGGAAAACGGUAGCUGUUUCUAGCAUAUUUGUGGAAGUCAUCAGUUUUGCUGAAUUCAACCCUGGUUCGAUGAUUGCUUUGCCGAUUAGCGGAAAUGGGCUGGAGUUAAGUGAGACGUCAUUUACAAAUUUACCAUCCAUUAGGCUGGAGGAUCCGAUUCUGCAGGAGAUUUCUGGACUACAAUCUACCGAAGAACAGCAGGCACUGGACGAUCAGCUGAUGAGGUUGAUAACCACGAUUGAUGAUUUCCCUCAGUUGUCCCCGGAGUCGGUAGAUUUCACCGUAUUUUCCGAUGAGCCGGAUCGAACGUCGAUGGAUGCUCUUACCAACGACCAAACGCCUCCAUCGACGGUGGUUAACGGUUACUGUCUGUGGCCCCACGAUGAUUUCUCCAUAUUUGCAAAUCUCGACUUUAACCCAUGGUUGGGACAGCAGAACACCGCGUUUCCUGCAUUCGCAUCAUCGUGUACUUCGCUUGUCUAAACCACUGACGUCCACAAGCCGGGGUGAGAGUAAAAUCUAGACGUUGUAAUUUAUUGUACAGAGAUUUUCUCAAGUCCUCAGUCCAAGCGAUUCAUUGAAGUAACUCCUGCAUUGUCUCUUUGAAGCGGAUCUCCUAUCACCAAAAAAAGCGGACGACUGCAAAACAGAGCGUCAUAAUUAGCAAUCGUAUACUUCCGUUUGCACAGCAAUGAAGCAAAAAGCUUAUCGGUUUCAACUAUUUUGUCGCAUUGGUUUCACAUCGUUAUCGAAUCGAAACGAAAAAAAAAACGAAGAAGCAGCACUGUAUCAGUACAAUCAGAUUAUCGGAUAAAAAAAGUGAAUAAAAGUAGCAUGAAGCAGACGAUAAUUGCAGAACCACAGAAACGCUCUAGCGCUCUAGCGCUAGUCACAAUCCCAGAAGUUACCUUAACUCUCAAUAGGAUAGUUCGUUGAAAAUAAAAAAAAAAGAUAAGUAGCACAGAAGAUGAAACAAACAAAAACUGCAA